CCUAGCACCCAAGGGCCAGUCUGGGAGCUCCGCAGGGGCAGGUUUGCUCAGGCUUGGGCAGGCUGGGGGCUGGAUGGCUGAGCCGCUCCCCUCCUGCCCAGAGGAGAGAAGGACGCCAGAAGGGAAACCAACCAAGCAGCUUUCCCAACUCCGGCCCGCCUGCUCCAAACCGGCUCAGCCCUUCCCAGCAUCGCUCCCUUCCGCCGACUUUCCCCCGGUCCCUUAGUGGUCUUCCAGCCCGGCUCAGCACUUUGCUCACACUCCCUUGCGCUGCGAUGUGCGUCCCCCUCGCUGCUGUGUGCGCGGUGCAAGCGGCUGGCGGCCCCAGUUCCACUCUGGCCGAGGCGAAGGUAAGCGGCGCGCCCAGGCUCUGGGCUCGGGCACCCAGCGGCAAGUUCGAGCCCCCUGGGCACCGACCGAGCAGCGGGCUUGCUUGCUUGCAGCAGCCGGCGGUUGACUCGGGCGAGUUUCUGGAGGAGAGGGAGCGCCCAGCAUGUGCGCUUUGCUGAAUGGGACCCAGAGCUGCGGCGAGGGAAACCUCCAUGCUAGAGCCAUAUCGCGUCCAAUCCAUAAUCCAGCAACAACUAACACCUCAAAGCCCGGAGCUGCUCUUUCUGCUGCCUGACUUUGCCUCAAAUUGACAGAGGAGGCUUUUUUUAAAACCAACUCCCCUGCCCCCCAUCCCAGCCACUUACCAAGUGAUUUGCUGUGAUGGAUUUCAGAUGGACAUGCAUAAGGCAUAUUCAGCAGAACCUGGUCAAGCCUAAGAAUUUGCCUAGAAAGUUCAGAAGCACAAGAUGACAGACGAGCCCAUCAAAGAGAUUCUGGGAGCUCCAAAGCAUCCUGAACCUGUAACGAUGGAGAAGAGAAAUAACAAUGACUGUGUGGUAACCACUGUCCCUUUGGUCAGUGAGUGCCAGUUGACUGCAGCAACCGGAGGAGCGGAGCUGUCCUGUUACCGUUGCACUAUCCCCUUUGGCGUGGUCAUUCUUAUAGCUGGAGUGGUGGUCACCGCCGUGGCAUACAGUUUCAAUUCCCACGGCUCAAUCAUCUCCGUGUUUGGACUGGUCCUCUUGUCAUCCGGACUCCUCUUGCUGGCUUCUAGCGCCUUGUGCUGGAAAAUCAGGCAACAGCACAAGAAAGCCAAAAGGCGGGAGAGUCAGACAGCGCUUGUGGCCAAUCAGAGAAGCUUGUUUGGUUAGAGAGACUACCAGGAAAACGUCGAACAGAAGAGAGCUCCCUUGUAAGUCAAUUUGACUAUUUAUUGAUAAGUCAGACCGCAGAAGGUUUUUGACUGGAUUGGAAUGAAAAUGGGUUGGAUUGAGAGACUCUAGGAGCAUCUUUGGAAUUGUUAGUAUCUGUCUUUUCACUGACUUACAAAAAGUGCUAUUUCUUCCAAGACCGAGGGGGAAAAAAGGUGGAUUUUUUUUUUUCCCUUCACAGAAAACAAAAAUUUGUCCUAACUGCAGUCGAGAGAAUUAGUCAACACUCAGAUACUAUUGGAAAGGGAGCCCGGUUAACAAACAAGAAAAUAACUUAACCCGAUCUGAUGUGCCAGAAACCUGCUUAAAAAUAUUACGCACUGUGAGGUCUGACCAAGGGAGGAGUUGUAGCAUUUGAACAGAUGACAAAAAAAAAAAAAACCCAUGUGGCUAGAUUGCCUUUGACUUACGUUGUUCUAGGGAAAAACAAACAAACAUGAAAAAAACAACUGUGAUUGUUUAAUAAGCUGAUGUGAGGAUGGCAGGUCAUUUGGGUUUGUUCCUAUGAGUUAUCAGUGGUACUUUU
Molecule: messenger RNA, 1788 nt
Organism: Chrysemys picta bellii (western painted turtle)
Lineage: Eukaryota; Metazoa; Chordata; Testudines; Emydidae
Gene: TMEM100
Product: transmembrane protein 100
Biological process (GO): cellular response to BMP stimulus
Cellular component (GO): plasma membrane
Source: RefSeq, a predicted model, not a curated record